AUGGCAUCCGGGAAUGGAUUUCCGUACAUCCUUCACGACUUGCUGAAGACUGUCUUGCCUGCUUGCGGAACUCCUCCCUCGCUCGCCGAUAACUUGGCGUUCGUGAAUGAGGCCUCAGCUAUCGUGACAUGGACAAGCACGGGGACUGCCUUCGGAAUCCUCGACAAUGCAGCUUUCGGGCAGGACGUGUUGAGCUCCUACUUCAAGCACAACAAAUUCAGCAGCUUUCAGCGGCAGUUAAACCUCUACGGCUUCCGCAAGAUCGUUAAGGGCCGCGAGUCUGGAUGCUACAUGCACCCCAUGUUCUUGAGGGAUAGACCCGAGCUGCUAUCAGAGGUACGACGAGGGGUUGUCCCGCCGUGCCCACCGGAGUACACCAGAAAAGUGUACGGCAGCGGACCGCGAUUCAUGAACCAAGACGACGAGACAGACUCUGAGCCGGAGCUUGUGAUUCCGUCGAGAGGCAACAGGGAAAGGAGUCCUGAGGUACCGAGCCCGGGAAUGGGCAGCGCAGUAGCGUUGGCGGGCCGCGCACCCCCCGGCGCAAGUAUCAGACCGGGCGACAUCCACCACCUCAAUCCCUACGCGGGCGGGGGCGACCACCACCACCACCCGGCGUACCUCCGCGGCAUGACGCCAUCGCAGGACAGAACGGGGGCGGGGGGAGCGGCGGGAGGCGGGGCUGCCGCGCACCUUCCGCACAGGGGGGUGCUCAGCGGGGCCGGGAGCGGCUACGGCGGGGCCAUGGGCAUGGAGGACAACGGCUGGAGCCGGGCCCGAAGCGGCGGCGGCGGGGGUUCCGCGGGUGCGGGAGGAGCGGCGGACGGCCUACUCGUGGAGUCGCCGGGGGGCCCGCCGUUGGGACGAUUCCUCGACGGGAUGGAUUCUCCGGUCGUGGACGGGGCGCACACGCCGGGAAGCAUGGUCAGCCUGGACCAAGUGUUCGAUGAUGACCCGCAGAGGAGGUGGCCGGGCUGGGGCGCAACAGCGUAG
Molecule: messenger RNA, 993 nt
Organism: Ectocarpus siliculosus
Lineage: Eukaryota; Phaeophyceae; Ectocarpales; Ectocarpaceae
Source: the annotation of a GenBank genome assembly